AAAAUCGACAAUCCAAACUUGAUGCGUCAAAGACGAGGAGGAGGAGGAGGUGCCGGUGCCUGAAUGCUUCGGCCGCGAGCGGCGGCCCAUCCGAUGCCAUGGACGACUCGGAAUCUACUGAGCAGUCCCAGUCGCAGCUGUCACAGGCGUCAGCGGUGUCUGACACGCAGCUGCUGGACUCGUCGGCGCUGAACGAGGAGGCUCUGAGCAGCACGAGUCGUCGGCAGGAUGCGGUGAUCCCGGACUCGGCCAUCUACGUCGGCGGCGCGUUCAUCGCGCUCGUGGUCGUCGGCGGGAUCCUGGCUAGCGCCAUGGCGCUCAGGACAAGCACGUCGCAUCUGGACAUAUUGGGCACGGGCCUUCCGCUCGCGAAGGAGGAAGAAGAAUCACCUUCUCCGCCCAUGGUCUUGCCGAGUGGAGUGCAAGGUGGAGGUGCGUCGCACGACCACGACCAACCUUCGAACCUCGGCGUAGACAACGAGCCGGAGUCCGACGAGCGCAGACAGACCAGGCCGCCGAAACACCGAAAAACACAGGCAAGGGAAGGCAGCAAAAAGCGAACGGCUCGCACCAAAAGGCAGCCGAAGGCGACACCAGCGCCGCCGCCGCUCGUCACGGCCGAAGAAGAAGAGACGGCGGAGUCUGAGGACAGCGAAGAGGGCGAGGAGGCCACCACGACGUCUGAAGCGACCACCCGUCGCCGGACUACGAAAAAAGUCAGCGGAGCUAAGGGAAAACGGCGACGCAACGCAGUCGCCACGGGACGGCGCCCGACCCCUCCGCCGGAAACGCGCGCGCGGGACGGUCUCCCACGCCGCGACAAAGAAGAUGAUGAACCGGCCGAAGAGGAACAACCCGAAGAGGAAUCCGAGCACGAAAAACCUGCGGUGGAACAACCUCCAGGGGAGCAUCCCGCAGCGGAAGAACCUUCAACGGAGCAUCCCGAGGGUGAAGAACCCUCCGAGGAGGAGAACAAAUCCGGGGAAGAGCGCCUUGUCGCCACAUCGACUCGACGUCCUGCUGCCAAGUCCCGGACGAAGUCCCGGACGAAGUCCCGGACGAACGUCAAGGCGGGGAAAAAGGCGCAGCCGACGACGCCACGGACGACGGUGACAAAGACUACGACGCAGGAGCCUACCGUCAGAGUCCAGCGGCUUCCGGAAAUGUCGCACCCCCUGCUGUGCACGGUGUCAUCGCUGGCCGUUGAGGAGCUGCGAUACCCCCACCAGUACUGCACGCACAUAAUCUACACGCACGCCGAGUUCGACUUCGCCAAGAAGAGCUUCGUCGCCCCCAUGGCCUCGCUGAGCUUCACCUCGUUCCUGGAGAGCAAGUCCAAGUGGGCCAACAACACCGAGGGUCCGCGCUACUUGGUCUCCCUGUCGCCGGCGUUCGUGGCGCAGCAUGCGCCAGAGAUGGCGGCGGGUCACAAGUCGGCUUGGGACAUGGCGGCCUGGCUGGAGGCCAAGGACCUCGCGGGCCUCGCCCUCGUCGAGCAGAUCCUGACGCCCGAAAACGCGGACUUCUACGUCAAGUUCAGCUUGGUGUUCAAAGAUGCCCAACAAGUUAGUCUCGAGUUUGUUCUCGGGUUUUCCUCGGGGUACUUGAACGAGCUGCAACCAAAACUCAAGAUUCUCUCAUCGCAAGUCCACUACAUGAUCUUGGAGACGCACGUCAAGCAGUUCCCCGACAACUGCGUCGCCCUGUUCCCCACCGCUUUCAACGUGUCCCGCAACCCCAAGGUCCUCCAGCUAAAGAACAACCUGUUUCCGAGGUCAGCGUUGCAGUUCGUGGAGACGCUAAACGCGGCAGGUCCGGGUACCCACGCCAAGGCGUGCAUUUCGGUGCUCAUGGGCGUGCUCAUGUACAUUGUACCGAAGGGUCUCAUCCACGCGCCAUCCCAGGACUGCAUCGACUUCUCCUGGUGCACCUACUCCGACGUAUGUCAUUCCAAGUCCAAGUUCAAGUACUACGAGUGGGCGGAAGCCGUGACUCAGUCCGAACAAUCCCGGAUGUACAUGUUCGACGACGAGACCACGAUCGUCAACAAGGUAAUGAAGACGAAGCACGCAAGUCCCAAGACCUGCGUGUCCCUGUACCGGACGGACCUGGAUGACUUUUCCGGCACGUGCAACAACGGUUCGCCGUUCCUCCGGGUGGCCGCCGUUCGCAAGGCGAUCCUGUCCUGAUGAGUCGGCCGGGCUGCCGGACUUUUUUUUUUAGCCCGCAGUCCGCACACACAGCGAGCGAGCUAGAGAGAGAGACCACACACACACGCACGAUGGCUCACCGUCGUUCAUUCUUGUCUUCGAAGAAGAUCUCGGGCGACGAUGUGUACGUGAGGCACCUCAAAAAGACGGCCUCCACCGCCUUCUCAACCCUCAUUCAUCUGCACGACCGUCAUAUCAUUUCAGAGACUCCACGUCCCUUGAAGAGAAGGCGCGCGCCGCGCGAUUACGGCAUUGGUGCUGUACAGUGCGUAUUUACGAAAGAAAAACGGCGAAAUUUCGAAA
Messenger RNA from Dermacentor albipictus, 2513 nucleotides. RefSeq lists its product as uncharacterized. Lineage: Eukaryota; Metazoa; Arthropoda; Arachnida; Ixodida; Ixodidae. The record is from RefSeq and is a predicted model, not a curated record.